Messenger RNA from Salvia miltiorrhiza (redroot sage), 1302 nucleotides. RefSeq lists its product as uncharacterized. NCBI's taxonomy places the organism in Eukaryota, Viridiplantae, Streptophyta, Magnoliopsida, Lamiales, Lamiaceae. The record is from RefSeq and is a predicted model, not a curated record. Bases 85 to 1155 code for a protein of 356 amino acids. The transcript is spliced from 11 exons.
UCAACCUAUAUAUACACGCGCCUAUUCAGGCAGCAAAAUUAUUUUUCCUUCUCAAAUGAUCGGUAAGCGAUCGGCGCGAUCAGAAUGCCACCGGCGUCAACGGCUCGCGGCUCCGCUUAUCUCAACGCGCUCGCCGUUGAGAUUGAGAAGAAGCUUCAACGUGCGUUAGCUUCGGCAACGCAGAGGCGAAAUUUGUUGCAAGAGUUGUUUGCGGACGUAGCUCUCGAAGUAGAUGAUCGUGCAAAAGAUAUAAUUUUUGGUGAGGACGGUGCCAUUUCUGUGGCUGAUGAUGGGUAUGGAGGCCCUUUAUGCUUUUAUGACGUGCUUUCUGAUCAUUUCAUUAGCAUGCCUGAGAGUGGGAAAUCAAUCCUUGAUUUGAUUGUGCAACUUUGGAGCCAGUCAUUUGCAUCUAAUAUUUUCGCUCUGCUGUUCCACAAAUGGCUGUUUGAGGUUCAGCUUGAUAAUCCUGAGGUCCUAUUGCGAUACUCCUCCGCUCUUGUCCAAGGUGCUACAAAUGUCUUCUGGAUUGACAUCCAAACAAAUACACGCCGUUUCCAGAGUCUAUUUAAGUAUCUCCUUGAGGAAGUAGCUAUACAAUCAGAGAGAUUGACGAAACUCCCCAUACAGGCUCAGCGAAACCUGUUUCUUCUCCUGUCAAGAUUCAUUUUUUUCUACAAUGCAGUUGACAAGCUUGAAAGCUUUUUGAAGCAGUUUCCUGAUUACCCCAAUGCUUUCUUGGUUGGUGGCGCCCCAGAUAUAUUUAUCACUGAACUAGCUGAUCAGCUUCAGAAGUUAAAGGUGGAGCCUGUACUUCUGCACUACCUCUCUCAAAUAAAAGUUCUCCAAGGUGUAGAACUUAGAAUGGCAACUAGUACAAAAUUAAAAACUUGUCUCUAUAGCUUCACAUCUCCCGGUGGCCCUAUGUAUCCAACAAGAGCUGUUCGUCAUGCUGCAUGGGACGCUUUAGAUUUUCUCUUCCCUGUUGGCAGAUACCCUCGGCAUCUAAUAAGUCUGUUUUUCCGCUUGCUGUAUCCGUGGUACUGGCCCUCGUCAUGUUGGAACUUUGUAGUUUCUUGUAUACAAGCUGUGUUCUAUUCUGUGUUGAGAUUGAUAUUUUCUAGAUGGGAAAACCUGAUAAAACCAAGACGAUCAUAAACUAGAUGCAUACAUACGUUUGGAACUUGUGUGGAAGGGUUGCUAUUGUGUAACGGUAACCUUUCAUUUAAAUCCGUUGAUUCCUUUGGAGAAGAGUUGUAUUCUGUAAAAUAUGUUUCUGUAAUGAAAUAGUUUCCGUUGAGACAA